AUGCUGCCUCUCCAGGUCCCCAGCACCGUCCUGGCUCUGCUCAGCCUCCUGCUAGUGGCAGUGGCCCUGAGCUCCGACCACUGGCUGGAGGCGAGAAGGGAUGACGACUUCGUCCACUCGGGGCUCUGGAAGAUCUGUGUGAAUUCGGUGUGCGUCGUGCCUUCGAGACUACCUGAUUACAUCGAGGCCACCAAGACGUUCUUGACGCUGGGCCUGCUCGCGGGGCUGCUCUCGGCCUUCUCCCUCCUCGCCUUGCUCAGCGGCUCCGACUUCGACGCCGUGUCCCCCCUCGUGGUCUCUACCAUGGGCAGCUUCAGCGCAGGUUUCUGCGUCCUGAUUGCGCUGACCGUGUUCACCAGCGAGUUUGCUCAAGUCAUAAAGGCCACCUGGCCCCACAUCUCCUUUGGCUGGUCCUGGGGCCUUGGCUGGGCCUCCAUCCCCCUCUUCCUGCUGACCGGUGGG
This is a messenger RNA of Terrapene triunguis (Three-toed box turtle), 462 nucleotides long. RefSeq names its product lens fiber membrane intrinsic protein-like. Gene Ontology annotation, cellular component: plasma membrane. The annotation marks the transcript as partial. Lineage: Eukaryota; Metazoa; Chordata; Testudines; Emydidae. The record is from RefSeq and is a predicted model, not a curated record. The transcript has 4 exons.